CAAUCCACGACCAGCAAUCUCCCUCUAUAAUCUCGCCAAUCCUCUCCUCUCCUCACUCAUGGUCAGUCUCUUUACACUUCUUGCUCCCACCUUCAGAACCAUCCUUCCCUUCCCAGCCUUCCAGUCCUCUCUUCGGCGCGAUUUUUUUCUUGUCUGUUUCAGUCCAACGAGGGGCCAUCUACGUUCAGUCGAGGAUUUUUCAUGGCGGCUUCGUCGGUGGUCAGUCAAGGCGGCAGAGCCAUGAUGACGUCAACGCUCAUGCCAGCAGCCUGUCAGCUCUCCUUCGCCCUCCUCCACGUCGCCCAACGCUGCGCCGCGGAGCGCGCCGCCAAUCACACCGCAACACCGUGCGACGGCCACGUCAUCCAGCGUCGCGUCGCUUCUCUUCCAUCACUCCCGCUACAGUCGCUCCAUUUUAAUAAUCGCCGCGACGAAAGUUGCGCUCAAGUCGAAGCGGUGGCGUGCUACGUGGCUUCCGUCAAUCCCAGCGCGGCUUCGACCGUCCUCGCCGCCACUACCAUCAGCAGUUCAAUCGCAGUCUCUCGCCCUCCUGCGCUUGCCACUGCUAUGGGGACAGCUGCUGACAGCGCGAAUGCUGCUUCUUGGACCAACAUUUUGAAGGAUGCCACUUUUUCCGGCGCUUUCAGCGCAUGUCAAUUAGCCCCCGCCAUAUCGUUUCCGCAUCCGCCGCCGACGCAGCCGAACGAGCACCCGAGCCUGGAAAAGAGCUUCGACGCGUUCAACUGUCCCAGGAAAUUCCGGACCUCGACAAUUUUGCCCUUGCACGCCGCGCCUCGGACAGACCCUCUCAGCAGCGACAGACUCGGGAAGAACACUCCAACCCUCGUCGGGUACUUUGAACAUCCCAUUCCCUUGGGGUCGUAUUCUUCGGCCAAUUCCCCAGCCAAUGUGCGGUGCUCCUUUGCGGCUUCUGCUGUGCAGAGCUCUUGGGCCGGUCCUGCAGCAGCCAUGGCUGGGAGAAUAACGGAGCCUGCAAUUGCCCUUCCGGAUCGUGAGAGCGGAGGAUGUGCCUCCCCCAGCCUGGCUAAACAGUUUGAGAAUUUUCACGUGGCGAGGAACAAGGUGCGAGCCUCCAUCCGCGUGUCUUUUCCUAGGUCGGAAGGGGGAUUCGCCAGUUCUGCGGCUAGCCAGCAACCUUCUGAAAACCAAGAGGACUCCUAGCCUCAUCUUUACUUGCCCAAAAAAAUAAUGCUGGGCUUUGAAGGGCAUUCAAUAAACAUAGUCUAGAAUGGUAGUGCCUGGACUAGCAUGGCCACUCUAGCUAGCUAUAGAGGAGGUUACACCGGCAAGAUUAGUGAAGGCGCUGCAUAUGGUUUAUUUGUAGGAUAUGUUGAGUUUUGCCCUUCACUCUUCCCUAAAUGUAUUGAUAGCUGGAUAU
Molecule: messenger RNA, 1399 nt
Organism: Closterium sp. NIES-67
Lineage: Eukaryota; Viridiplantae; Streptophyta; Zygnematophyceae; Desmidiales; Closteriaceae
Source: the annotation of a GenBank genome assembly